Messenger RNA from Asterias rubens (European starfish), 2564 nucleotides. Its product is annotated as ly6/PLAUR domain-containing protein 6-like. The record is from RefSeq and is a predicted model, not a curated record. The transcript is spliced from 8 exons. Lineage: Eukaryota; Metazoa; Echinodermata; Asteroidea; Forcipulatida; Asteriidae. Gene Ontology annotation, molecular function: acetylcholine receptor regulator activity. The coding region runs from base 1070 to 1606 and encodes 178 amino acids.
AACUGUCAGACACUUGUCUUACUGUGAUGUCUGAGCUAAUUAUGAUUCACAAAAUGGCUGAUUAAAUUGACCGUACAUGGAUAAGUCGUUUCUUCACAACACAAAAGUGUUUGUGGUACCCUCUUGAUACGAGGACUCGAGAGUCAGUACCUGAGAGGAAAAUUCAAACCGUCUUGGGUGAGAUUUAGAAAGGGGAAAUUGUUGGUCGAGCAGUAGUCUGGACGCUUUACUUGUGGGACAAGUCAACACAGAGCCGCCUGACGCACAAUAGGAGAGGAACAACAAUAAGCCAGCCUCGGCUAAACUAGACCCACCUGACUCACUGCUGAAGUAUCAACCCCUCGUCAAUACUUCAGUUGACUCUGGGAGCAUCUGAGCGAACAUUCUGCCGAGGACAGUCCUGUCUAAUGGCCCUGGAAUUACUACAGAUACUGGGAUAAUUUAACUUGCACAAUAGAGCAGUUGAAACCGUGUACAUCUUUGACACUAAACACGAAUCUGAAGGGAUGUGUAUUUAUAAACUGUAGUAGGAUCAACGUUUGUUUUGUUGGCCGUUCGUCGUUGCGAUAGUGUUGAUAGUCACUGAUUGGGAAACAACUGUGGAUUUGGAACCUUAUACGUUGGAUUGUGACAUUACUGUUGGAUACUCUACAAUUGACUGGUUUACUUGAUACUGAUUUUAAUUGAUUUAUAACGACACUCUGUGAAGCUGUUCACAACUUCCAACUGAGUUAUUGCUUGUUUCUCUGGGCCGAGGACGUUGCCCUGUUCAGAACCCCCCUACAAACCUCUCGCUCUUCCAGCAAAUGUUAGCGAGGACGUUGCCCCGACUUUAAGGCAGAUUUUUCUGGAUACACUACAUCAUCUGUCAUUGAGGUUCUCCACGCACACAUUCCAUUUUAACUGGACUGCAACGAAAAUUUCAGAGGUAUGGCUUGCAAAUAAAGUUUGUUUAAAUGUGAAGAAACAAGAUCUGGAUAUUUGGAAAAAAUAAACUCAGAUUGAGAGUGAUGUCUUUAUCAUUUUGUUGGUAAUGUGUUACCAUAGCAACUAGUGUAGCUAUCCCAUCAUGCUUCUUUCUUGGCCACUGGGCAUCAAGCAGUGGUUAUCACCGGUGCUCUUCUAUGUAGUGUUAAUGUCCACGUGCAGUGCACCGACCGAACCAACGUUAAUAUUCUCCUAUGAUGACAGUACACCAUUCCCCAAUGCAAUUAAGUGUUUCACGUGCACGGAUAAGAAGAGCAAUCGAGAGUGUAACGAGAGAGCAUACGAUGCGUUCUGCCCCAAGGGCACCAAGUACUGUUACUCCUCCCACUACCUGAAUCAGAAAUCAGGAGAAAGUAUUUUAGUCAACAAGAAAUGUGCAUUACAAGAAGAAUGCACAGUGAAUGCUGUCGGCUGUAAAGACACCAGCACUAAGCACGUGCAGAGAUGUGUCUCAUGCUGUGAAGGAACCCAGUGUAACUUCUGGUCUCCGCAUAACUCAACGACGGCCGUCUUCAGUACGGUAACGCCUCUUAAUUCAGCACCACAGCACACAAUACCCAACGUCAUAUUAAUAGUAACGCUAACUCUCUUAACAAGAUUACUAACGUUAGCGACAUAACGCAAGACCCCAUGUAAAUAAACGGGUGUAUAUAUUUAAAGAUCUUUUUUUUUUUGUAAAAUAUUGUGUAUACAAUUUGACGUGAGUUAAGGUUAUAUUAUGCAAAUUUAGUGAGAAAUUCCUCGACAAACUGACCUCUUGGGUAUUACAAUUUAUGAGAAAUGUUAUGCAAUUAUUAUAAACUAACCUAAUAUUAGCCAAUGGGUCCAUAGCAAAUCAAAAUAACACUGUUGCUGCAGCUCUAUCGACACUGAUUUGUUCAACCCAGACGCUCUGAAUGCUUGUAGGUGAGAAAGACUUCUGAAGGGCAAAUGUAAUGCGGUUAAGCAACAUGAGCUGUUUGUCGACCCAGGUCCUUUAAUUUUUUUCUUUAUACAUUUGAAAAUAGCAUAAUCUACGCAUUAAUGCUGUUCAAAUCACAUGUUGAUACAACCUUUGGUUCAAAAGUUGUUAUACAAGAAAAUAAAACUGGAAAAAAAGGAGUUUAAAGUCAAGUUGUUUAUUGCACAUUCAUCGGCACAUUUCUUUCAAUACUAAUUAACCCCUUUUUGAUGUUAAUUAACAGGAAGGAAGUUGCCAAGAUAAAAAAGGACAUAUUUUUGAAAUUUACAAAAUUAAUAUUUGUGAAACUUCCAUCCUUUGUUGGCCUGUUUUGGCGACUCAUUAAGCUUGAUCGCAUCACCCCCAAAAACGGUGUUUUUUUUCCUGUGUCAGACCCAAAAACUACUACGGUUCAAAUCCCACUCCAGUAAAUGAUUUCUUGUUCAAUCCCAAAUUCUUUAAAACUUACCAAGUCAGUUUCCCUCAGGGUUUAUUACUCGAUAUCCUUACAUAAAUCCUUAUUAAAUCAUUGCUAAAAAUAUAGGAACUCAAACUGCUACCCGGUAAUCUUGGUGGUUUAGUUGGUAAGAAACUGCUCUAGAAUUUUAAAGGUCGUGGGUUCAAACCCCACCCGAGU